GCGUCUUCACUGGCACAUAUUCGUGUCUGGUUGGGAGAAUGCUCGGUUCACAGCCAAACUUGCAAUACUCUAGACGAUGAUAUCUCGAAAUCUCAAAAAUCUUAUCAGUUUUAUUCGAGACAGUGAAGAAGAAAUAAGUCGAGGUAACAGAAGCCCUAUGCAAAGAAAUUUGGUGGACGUACAUUUAAAGCAUCAAAGCACUUUGAUACGGGAACUAGUGUUUUUGGAACUGAAUCAAAUUUAAAACAGUGUAAACAGGUGUUUAACGAUUUACCCUUCUUCUGCGUCACACCACUAUACAUAUUCGUGCUUGAACUCAAGAUACGCUUCAAACGAUUUCAAGAUUCAGAGAGUGCGUGUGCGCGCGGGUGCUGCGAAGACGUUACCGGUUUAGAAGAGUGGAUAAUAUUAACGAAUUUCAAAACUGUGUCGUGCCUAUCGAUCUCUCCCUGUUCAUCAUCUGACAUAGUUGAAACAUGAAUAUCAGAAACUCGUAUCUGUUCGCGAAAAACAACAGUAUGUUCCUCUUCGGAUGUUUCAUGGUGCCCACGGUCCUGGCAGUGAUCGAGGAACCGUUGAUCAAAGAUCACUAUACUCAAAAAGGUAGCCUUGGACAUAAAGGAUGGUUCAAUACAUCAAAUAUGUCUCUGAGUCAAUAUCGAGAUCGAUCUGCCAAACUAAUGGACACUUUACUCCUUGGCCAACCAGUUUACGACGUAAGCCAGGCUCUCUUCGAGUGUGAUUUGUUGUUAGAUCACAAAAAAAACGAAACGGAAUCUCAGAUGGCUGUCGAGAAAAUGAUUAACAUUGAAAAAACACGACAAUCAACAUUCGGAAUUAAAAUAUCUGAAUUGAAUGGUGCAAAGAACGAUGACAUUGCAGGGUUUAAUAAAAAUGCCAAGGUCAAAAUAUGUAUUCAGCAUCGUCGUCUCGUGUCACUCGAAGUGUUGAUAGAAGGCGAGGUACUCGGGAGUGAUUGCACGGAAGUGAAGGUCAACUCCAGAAUACACUCGAUAUCACUUCGUCGAUUCGGUAUCUCCACUUUCGCCAAAGGGUGGUAUCGUCUUAAGAGUUUGCCCGUGCAUUUCCUGGAUCUCAGCAACAACGACAUAGUGAAUAUGACGAGCGAAUUAUUGAAUGAUCUUCCGGCAGAUGUCAGCAGCGUUAGCCUCGCUGAUAACCAAAUCGAGCGUCUAGAAGCGGGCAUAAUAUCCAAUAAGAAUUUGCGUCAGUUGAACUUGGAGAACAACUUCAUAAGUUACAUUGCGGAUGGCGCUUUGCUGGGUACAAAACUUUCAAGACUUUUCCUAAGCAUUAAUCAACUGACACAUACACGGUUCGCAGCAACCCUGCCGUCCAGUCUAAGGGAAUUAACCUUGGCCCAGAAUCAAAUUCAUGAAAUAUGGCCUCUUUCAUUUGUUAAGCUUAAUAACUUGGAAUAUCUUAAUUUCGCUGAGAACAACAUAAGCAAUAUUGAGACUGAAUCUCUGCGUGGCCUUUCAUCCGUGAGCCGACUUGUCUUCGUAGAAAAUAAUAUAAAAUCAAUAAAACCAGGCUCCUUCAACGAUCUCAAAAAGCUGGUUUCUUUGAAUCUCUAUAAAAAUAAUUUGACAAGCUUAGAAUCAGGAAUUUUCGGUAAUUUGAAAAAUCUGAAAUAUUUGAAUAUUGGAUUCAAUGAGUUUACGAAAAUAAGACCAGAUUUUUUCCGUGGUCUGUCUGUCACGUUGCAAAUGUUAUAUUUGGAUUUCAACCGAAUUGAAAGUCUGGAAUCAGGCACUUUUAUCAAUGUACCAAAGCAUCGUUUAUCCCUGAGGGGUAAUAAAAUAACAACGAUACAAAAGGGAAGUUUUAACUUGCCGCAUCUUCAAGAACUUAAUCUGGAAGCCAAUGCCUUAAGCAUCUUAGACGGCGAUGCUUUCGAGAGCUUAAGUAAUCUUCGAUUUUUGACAUUGAGGAAAAACUGUAUAAAGAAAAUCGUCAACUUUUUAUUCUGGAAAGAUCAAACACUCCGGUUGAAAAGUGGCAAGCUUGUGGUUUUUUUGAACUGUCAGAAACAGGGGUAUCCGUUGUUGAAAUGUUAACAUAGCUAGUGCUCGGAUCGUAAGAUAUAAUUUUCAAGGACUCAACUGAGUGCUUAGUAUUUUGUUGCCAUUGUGCCACACCUUUACGGUACAAAGCUCAUCUCCUUCAAACUGUUAUGUUGAGAGAUCCCUGCAUGGAUCCAUUUUGUAGUGGCAUAUUAUCUUCGAUAAGUUUUAUUCAUUUUAUCAAUAAAUUUCAUAAUUAUCAGUUUGGAUGAUCAACGGAUUUGCAAAAUAAGAAGAAAACCAAAAUAAAAGUAAAAUAAGAAGGCCAAAAGUAUCGAAAAACUAUUCAGCUUUUUCCGUAGCUUCAUAAAUCCAGAAAAUAUCGAUUGUCUAUUGAAAAUCGUGAAAUUACACGUAAUCAGGGGAACGAAAAGUUUGUCCACUCUGAAUAGUUCGAGCACACCUGGUGCAUGAAUCGACUCAGCAGCUUUCUGGCCUAUUCAGCAUCGACGUAUGUAACAUUCGGUGCAAUACGUUGCCAAUAGCUGGCAACUCUUCGACCGCGUACGUGGGUUUGAAGGCAGUUCCGUUAUUUAUCAGACUUGUAAUUACACAUUCGAAGGUAUUACCAUAAUCCACUUUGGUAAAUAUCGAGGGGAUAUUCGGCUGGAAGGAAGAGUCAAAACGAGAUGACGUGAGGAACUCUACCGAAGCGGAGAUAAGUUUUAAGCUUCGAGGGAGCGGGAAAAUCUGGUCUUGUGCGAGGGUAAGAGGAUGAGGAAAAGAGCGCUGGAAACGAGAAACGUAUAUUUUCCACAAUAAAGUUGAGGUCGGAAAAGUCAAGGGUUUGGAUUUGUUGCUUGACGUUACGUUCACCGAGUCCGGCCGAGUUGAAUACCAUGUGCCGGUUUUAUAAUGCACACUUUCAAAAAAAGCGAGAUCUGUAGAUAUACGUAGUAAGUAUAUAUUUCGCUUUAUAUAUGUAGAGGGGAUUGAGAAGUGCCAGAUGCAUUUCUACUCGUCGCAUUCAUAUCUUAGUGCGGUGGUGCAAGGUUCUGUGACUUGCUAUAUGACGUCAUAAAACGGGGGUAAUCCUAUCUCGUCUAUAUAAUAUAUCCCUUAAUAUCUUUUUCGUUUCCAACUCGUUUUCUUUCUCUCUUCCUCUUUCCUCCUCACAGAGGGCUCUUUCUCGGUCUGUCUCCACUGUGUCUUUAACGUGCUAUGAAUACGUUCAUACCAAAAGUGUAUUAACGUUCAGGGUGAAAAGAUCUUUCCAAUUCAAACGAGUGCAGUGGAUUCAGGAUGUUUUGCUUUUUGUUCUCUCUCAUCUGUCACUCGGAGGUUCAUUUUUUUGCCUGAUAGCCCGAUGCCUGAUUAUGAAUAUUGUUUCUUGUUUGUUUAAGCGUUUCGCUCGUUAACUCAUUUUGGUUGUUCAAUAUAUUUAGAUGAAUUUUACUGGAAACAUGUACGAUAUGAAUGUCAUUAAACUAAAUAGCAGAAUU
Molecule: messenger RNA, 3529 nt
Organism: Venturia canescens
Lineage: Eukaryota; Metazoa; Arthropoda; Insecta; Hymenoptera; Ichneumonidae
Product: leucine-rich repeat-containing protein 15-like
Exons: 3
Coding region: 477-2081 (534 amino acids)
Molecular function (GO): protein binding
Source: RefSeq, a predicted model, not a curated record